UCGGGUCUUUUUUUUUUUUUUAAGGCAGGUUUUUUUCCCCCUCUUGAUUCCCUCUGAGACUUUAGGCUCUUUCUCUCCAGUCCCACCCCCUUGCCUUCUCUGCAUCUGGGGAGCGAGCAAAGGACCCCACACCGCAGCCCCGUUUCCGGCUCCAUCCUUUCCCUUUGCUCCCCUCCCCCACCGCCUCCCCUCCUCUCUCCCCUCCCUCCCAAGCACUUGGAGCCAGGCAGAGAACCAACCAAAAAUAUGCUCUUUGAGGGGUUUGAUCUGGUCUCGGCUCUGGCCACCUUCGCCGCCUGCCUGGUCUCGGUGACUUUGCUUUUGGCCGUGUCCCAGCAGCUGUGGCAGCUGCGCUGGGCGGCCACCCGGGACAAGAGCUGCAAGCUGCCCAUCCCUAAGGGCUCCAUGGGCUUCCCCCUGAUCGGCGAGACGGGUCACUGGCUGCUCCAGGGCUCCUGCUUCCAAUCGUCCCGGAGGGAGAAGUAUGGCAACGUAUUCAAGACCCACUUGUUGGGGCGGCCGCUGAUCCGAGUGACGGGCGCGGAGAACGUGCGCAAGAUCCUUAUGGGCGAGCACCACCUGGUGAGCACCGAGUGGCCGCGGAGCACGCGCAUGCUCCUGGGCCCCAACACCGUAGCCAACUCCAUCGGCGACGUCCAUCGAAACAAGAGGAAGGCGAAGGCUGAUCUCCCUCUAUCCUCGCACCACGCCCCCCUCCCCAACUGGGGAAAGGAAGGCUUCCUGCUACCGAUUCUCUGGGAGGAGCCCCCUCCACCAACAGACCCGCUUGAUCCCUUGACCCCCUCCUUCCCUGCUCCAUUCCUCCCUUCCCUGUGCCCUGCAGGCACCGUGGCGGGGAUAGCAGCCCGCACCCCCUUCUUUGUAGCGCCCUCACUCUGCCGGAUCGCGCUCUGCCCGAGCUACGCGGUGCCCGUUCUCUCCCUCCUCCUGCCCCCUGGCGGUCUGUGGGACCCCCAGUGCCAAGUGACCUCCAGCGCCUCCGGUGGGAUUGUCUUUGGCGUUUUGGUGUCUCACGAUAGGCACGGG
Molecule: messenger RNA, 1047 nt
Organism: Vombatus ursinus (common wombat)
Lineage: Eukaryota; Metazoa; Chordata; Mammalia; Diprotodontia; Vombatidae
Product: cytochrome P450 26B1-like
Exons: 6
Biological process (GO): sterol metabolic process
Molecular function (GO): iron ion binding; oxidoreductase activity, acting on paired donors, with incorporation or reduction of molecular oxygen; monooxygenase activity
Source: RefSeq, a predicted model, not a curated record